Brassica napus (rape) is the source of this 1076-nucleotide messenger RNA. RefSeq lists its product as uncharacterized. The transcript has 5 exons. The record is from RefSeq and is a predicted model, not a curated record. NCBI's taxonomy places the organism in Eukaryota, Viridiplantae, Streptophyta, Magnoliopsida, Brassicales, Brassicaceae. The coding region runs from base 257 to 712 and encodes 151 amino acids.
UGCUGGUGAUGCAGGGACUUUUGCGAUUCGUCCAUACUCAUGAGUAACACGAUGUGGUUGAAACGCGUUGUUUUCUGUCGUGGCUCCGGUGAUCGUGACCAAGCUUCCUUCACGGCAUGAGGCCGCGCUCAUCGUUUCACCGUUGCGGCCUCCUAAGCUCGCAACCGAAAGCCAUGAUAUUUCCUAGCUCUCAAAGUCAUCGACCUCACCUCCCAUUGCAGUCCAAUUUUAUUGUUGCGCAAGGCGCACUGUGGCGAUGGCUCCACCGCCAUGGAACCCUGAGGCGAGCCUAGUUUCCCCAAGGGGCUCGCCUAGUUGCGCUUUGCCCAUAAGGCAGUGGCUUAAAGGCAAUGCAAAGGCGCGCCUUGGAGACUAUAGAGCAUCAUUACGUGGCUUAGGAUUUGAUUAUUGUUGGCUACUUUCAUACAAACAAGAGGUUCGACAAUGUGGAGCUCUCUGGCUUUUUCCCUCAGGCGCCAAUUCCCUAGGCGAAGCUCUUAUACUCUUCUUUUUGUCAAAGCAGUUUAUUGAUUCACUAGGUAUGACCAUCUUACGUUGCACAUUUAUGUUGUUUUGUAGUUUAAUAGCAAAAAGCUUGAAGCCUUAUCAAAGGGUAAAGAUAGAAACCCUGAGAUGCAGGAAAUAUAUGGGGAACAUCUGGACAAUUCGAAUGUGGCAUUGUAUUCGGAGUGGAAGUAGCUUUGGGUUAUGAAGAGAUUUGUUCAGAUUCUUCUGGGAACAGAGUGUUUAUUAGGAGAAAUAAUGGAUACAUGAAACUUAUCAAGCCUUUCACCAUGGAAAACAUAUUAAUGUCUCGGUUAUGUAGAGAGAAAAUGUACAUGGAGGAAAAUAUGUUUAGCCCCUUUCCAUCACAUUGUAAUUCAUUUUCGAGGCCAUUGGUUUUACUGAUGGUACAAAGGAUUUUAUAAGAACUAUGGAGAUUUUAUUAGCCGAGCUCAGAGUUGUAGAAUUCCUUAGCUAAGGAAGUUGGAAGAUCUAGGUCUUCAUGUUAAGAGAAUAAUGGGAUUGGUACACACAUCUCGCUAUCUUUUUACUAACGUAAAAUUUGUUUAUUA